This is a messenger RNA of Penicillium soppii, 990 nucleotides long. RefSeq names its product UDP-glucuronic acid decarboxylase family protein. Gene Ontology annotation, molecular function: UDP-glucuronate decarboxylase activity; NAD+ binding. The transcript has 4 exons. The record is from RefSeq and is a predicted model, not a curated record. The coding region runs from base 1 to 990 and encodes 329 amino acids. NCBI's taxonomy places the organism in Eukaryota, Fungi, Ascomycota, Eurotiomycetes, Eurotiales, Aspergillaceae. Gene Ontology annotation, cellular component: cytoplasm. Gene Ontology annotation, biological process: D-xylose metabolic process.
AUGCCAAAAAUCGUUGAUACGAAAGAGCCUGAGCUUAAAAUCCUCGUGACAGGAGCUGCGGGAUUUUUAGGGUCAAAUUUGGUCGAUUUUCUCCUUGAAAAAGGCCAUAAUGUGAUCGGAGUUGACAAUUUCCAAAGUGGCUCGUCGCAAAACCUAGACCACCUCAAGAACGAUGCCCGUUUCGAGUUUCUCAGUCACAAUAUCCAAGAUGCCCUUCCCGACUUAGUAGGGGUCCACCAGAUCUACAACCUAGCCUGUCCAGCAAGCCCAGUUCAUUAUCAGAAAGAUCCAGUUUCAACCUUAAACACGUGCUUCCUUGGAACCCAAAACUUGCUUGAGCUCGCGAGAUCAAAACGUAUCCGCAUUCUUCACACAAGCACAUCAGAGGUUUAUGGAGACCCCUCCAUUCAUCCCCAACCUGAACACUACUGGGGCAAUGUGAAUUCAUUUGGGCCAAGAGCUUGCUAUGACGAAGGUAAGCGAGCCGCCGAAGCCCUCUGCUACGCCUACAGAGAGCAACACGGUGUCGACAUUCGUAUCGCUCGCAUCUUCAACACGUACGGGCCUCGUAUGCGUCCGAGCGAUGGUCGAGUCGUGUCGAGCUUCAUCGCAUCUGCACUUGCUAGUGAAGAUUUGAAAAUCACCGGCGAUGGAAAAUCAACUCGCUCGUUUCAAUAUGUCACCGAUUGUACGCAAGGUCUCUACAGUCUUAUGGGCAGCGAUCACAGCCAGGGCCCAGUCAAUAUUGGUAACCCCGGGGAGUUCACUAUUCAACAAUUGGCUGAACUUACUAUUGAUGUUGUCUCGCAUAUGUCCGGUCAUCCCAAGGUUUCAAUUACGUAUCUUCCACCGCUUGUCGAUGAUCCGGUUGUUCGUAGACCGGAUAUCACACUAGCGAGAAAGGUGCUAGGUUGGGAGCCAGUUGUUCCGCUGCAGGACGGAUUGCGGAGAACGAUCGAGUGGCACAUUGAUCAGAGUAGGUCUCAUUGA